This is a messenger RNA of Didymodactylos carnosus, 450 nucleotides long. The record is from the annotation of a GenBank genome assembly. NCBI's taxonomy places the organism in Eukaryota, Metazoa, Rotifera, Eurotatoria, Philodinida, Philodinidae.
AUGGAUAAAUUUGGUACAAAUCUUUUUCCUUCGACAAUAUCAACGCCAGUUAAUCGACGACGUUUUAGUCUUGCACCAACAUUUAAUACACCAUCAACAACACCAACACAAACACCGGUAAAUCGACGAAAAAGUAUGGUUCAAACACUUAGUAAAUCAGCGAUUGCAGAAGCACGACGUGAAGCCGAUGAAAAACGAAAAGCAAAAUAUGCAAAAAUGGAACGUCAACGAGAAGAAGUUCGACAACAAAUUCGAGAUAAAUACAAUAUCAAGAAGAAAGAAGAACCAGUUGCACAAAUUCCACCACCAUGUGAUGGUCGAAUAACAUCCGAGAAGAAAGGACCACUAUUUUUGCCAGACGAUGAUGACAGUUUUGAUCCGGUUAAAAUGGCUUCCAAUGCUCUCAGUACUAUUACUGAAAAGUUACCGUUUAAAUUACCAUGGAAAUAA